Molecule: messenger RNA, 3704 nt
Organism: Epinephelus fuscoguttatus (brown-marbled grouper)
Lineage: Eukaryota; Metazoa; Chordata; Actinopteri; Perciformes; Serranidae
Product: fibrinogen alpha-1 chain-like
Exons: 2
Coding region: 95-2713 (872 amino acids)
Source: RefSeq, a predicted model, not a curated record
GUUAAAAAAGUCUGUAAGUCUUACAGAUUCUGGUGUGGCUUUGAGUUCCUCUGACCAAGAAGAGGUCCUGAGUCCAAGUGAAGCUGAUGUAUAUAUGAGCCCAACGCCAAAGCCAUUUCUAUGCUUGAGUUCAGAAACAUGCCUGAGCCCAAUUGAGACAGAGGUGUUAAUGCGCAUGACAGAUCAAGUAUUUUGCCCAGUUGAUCUGGAAGAACAUGUUAGAAGUCCUGAUUAUCUCCUGAGUCCAAAUGACCCAGAAAUGUUUCUCAGCCAAAAUGACUCAGACAAAUGUUUGAGUCCAGUUGAUGCUAAAGGGUGUCUGAGUCCAAAUGGUGAGGAAGAAGACGAGGAUGUAUGUCUGAGUCUAACUGAGGCAAAUACACACGUGAGACCAGUUGAGAAAUACAUUCUCUCGACGAAAGAGGAAGGCCAGUCUCUGUCAUUUAGCAGUGAUCAAGCUUUGCCAGGAGAGGACAGAAACAGAGAAGUCAGCAUUUCAGUGGAAGAUGGAAACAGUUUGUGUUUUGGAUCAUUUGAUGGCAACAAAGGAAGUAGAGGUACUGUGAAUGAACCAACCAGUCAAGGGAUCAACCCUCAGCUGAGCAGCAGUCAUGGAAGCUUUAAGUUUGGGAGUCCAGGUGGCCGUAGUAUCAUAGCAGACAAAGAGGAACAGCUUGGUUUUAGAGGCCUGUAUCAGAAAGGUGUAAGUCAAGCAAGAACUCCCAAUGACGGGUACAAAGUUACAGGAGGCAUUGCACAUAACAAGGAUGUCCAGAAUUCAAGUGGCAGUCCAGGAGGCAGGUAUGGCUCAGAAGGCUUGAAAGAGAUUUCCAGUACUGACAGUGUAGUUAGGGGACAGAAAAACAAUGACUGGCUAAAUACCAACAAGCCAGCUAAAGGUGAAAUACUGUUUGUUAGGUCAUCUAGCUUUGGAGGUGUCCCUGCCAAUGGAGGAUCAACCUUUAGUGGUGUGGCUACCAAAUUAGGAGGUAGUGGUAUGGGUAAUGAUGUGGCAGCUUGUUUUGGUGUCAUGGCUGCUAAUUCAUCAGGUACAGCUGGUGGUAAUACAGUUGAUGCAGGGGACAGAUUUAGGUGUGGCAGUGGAGAUUGGUUGGUUUAUGGUGGCAGUCUAGGACGUACAAGCACAAACUUACCCAGAACAGGAAGUGAAGAAAGUCCAUCAGGAGCAACUCUACCUGCAACAAGUCACCCAGAAACAGGGAGGUUCGGCAGAGGAAGUGGGGAGUGGGUGGUUUAUAGUGGCGGUUUUGGACGUAAAAGCAGCCUGGAUAGUAGCCCUGGCUUACCCAGUGAAGGAAAAGUGGAAGGCCCAUCAGUGGCUACAAACCUUGCAACAAGCCCACAAGAAACAGGGAGAUUCAGCUGUAGAGGGAGUGAAGGGUGGAUGGUUUAUGGAGGCAGUCUUGGACGUAAGAACAGCUUGCCCAGAACAGGGAGAGAGGAAAGCCCGUCAGUGUUCUGUGCAACAAGCCCACCAGACACAAAGAAGUUUGGUAGUGGAGGAAGUGGAGAAUGGAUGGUUAACAGCGGCAGUCUUAAACGUAACAUUAACAUGGAUGGAAGUGAUAUUUUACCCAACACAGAAAGCAGAGAAAGCCAGUCAACAGCCAUGCACCUGCCAACAAGCCCCCCAGGAACAGGGAGAUUCAGCAGCAGAAGUGGAGAGUGGAGAGUCUAUGGUGGGAGUACUGGAUAUGUGAGCAAUGUGGCUGGCAGCAAUAGCUUAUCCAAUGUCGACAGCAAAGAAAGCCCAUCAGUGGCUAUGCAACUGGCAACAAGCCCACCAGGAGUAUUAAGACCACGGAGGUUUGGCAGUGGAGACAGUGGUGAGUGGAGAGUUUAUGGUGGGAGUACUGGACGUCUGAGUAGUGCCAGUAAUGCAGGCAAGGUUGGUGUCAGCACCAAUUAUGGCCAAGUCAUCAGUCCACCAAGUAGCUAUACAAGUAGUGGACCAAGACUUAAUAGUACUGGUAGUGGUGGCAGGCUCAGCUCAGGUGGUGUUGUUCGGCGCAGUAGCAGUGUAGGUAGUGGUGGUAGGUUAAGUAGCUCUAGUAGUGGCAACAAGCUUAGCAGCUCAUCUGGGAGCAACAGGAUUAGCAGUUCUGGGAGAUUCACCAGCACUGGCAGUGGUGAACGGAAGCCCGUAUACAGCUCAGCUAGUGGACGUAGGAGCACUUCGGGAAGUACUGGGCGAUCAGGCGGAGGGGGAACGACCAGCAACAAUAGAGCCCCGAGCCCUGGAGGGAGAAUGAGUUUGGGUAGUGGCGGGUGGCUGAACAGUUCAACAGCUGGUGCGAAUUGCAUUAGUAGCCCUGGGAGCGGGUCUCGACUUAGUAGUGCAGAUAGCAGUGACAGAAUUAGCAGCCAAGCUGGUGGAAGGAUCAGCAGCUCCUCUGGGUCAGGGAGGACCAACAGCACGGGGGGAAGGGUCAUCAGCAGCAGUGACCGGCCAGUCAGGAGCACUGGUAGCGGAGCCGGAGGCAACAAGGACAGAAUCAGUGUUUGCAAGAUGGCGGCACUGUCAAUCUCUGCAGCGGGGAGAGAAAGAAGUCAGGACCGACAAAGACAAGCUCAGCGGUCCCAGCAACAACAGGUUACAGCUGUGUCUCCUCUUGUCCAGCGAUGGCUGACAACAGGUGUCGGGGUCACGAGUGCAGAAUCUGAUGGCCUUGAUGACAUUAUACGUCUCUAACGGGAUAACUGGGAAGAAACGGAAUGACAUAAUGCUUUAAGGCUGCCAUAUUUACGUUUCUCUGAACACACCUGCACACAUUCUCAAAUACAAAAAGAAAAUUAGUUUAAUGCCAAACUGUCUUAAAAAGGUCUUUUUUUGAAUGAAGAGAGAAACAAUACCAGUGGUGUAAAAGGUACUCUGAUCAUUUACAUUAGCAAAAGUAUCAAUACAACAAUGCAAGAACACUUCAAUAUAAGUGCAAGUCUUACAUUCAAAAUCUGUCAUGAGUAAAAGUACAAAAAUGAUCAGUACAAAUUAAUUAAAAAAAAAAGUAUCAAAAUAAAAGCACUUCUCUGAUACCCUCUUUUCCACCAAAUUAGCUCUUGUUCUUAAACUGGUUCCGUUCAUGAUACCAGGAACUUUGUUGCUAUCCACUGAACCACCCUGCAUUUCCAUAAGUUUUGAGUUGAGCCAUUGUAAUCACGGAUGUGUCAUCAAUGGAUGGUGUUGCACAGGACACAAUGAAAGUAAACGAUAGCAGAAAAAUUGUGGAUUACGCUAAUUACCAGCAAACGUUUCUUCUGUUGGGAUUGAUAUAUUUUCCCCAAAAAACAAGAAUAAACUGACUAUCAGUGAGACCACUGCACAAUCUUUGACAAUUUCUCACUUGACUUCUUCAUUGUUGCCUUCUCCAUCCUCUCUUUCCAAAUUGUUGAAUAUGACACGCUCACUGAGCGCUGACUCAUGGUUUGCACUUCAAGUCAAGGAAAACCCAUUAUUUUUUGGUUCUAGCAGAGAACCAACUUUUCAGGUUCUGAACCAAUAUUUUUUUGAUGGAAAUGCCCUUAAUGGUUCAAAUUUAGGUGUGGGGAGCCAGAAUGGAACCGGCUCCACAUUGGUGGAAAAAGGCUAUGUGAUAUAUCUGGUGGUAUGGUAUGACAACACAAAGUUGUUUUCUGUUUUUGUAUUUUUCUCCAAUCUUUGCUCUUUGGUGAAAUAUUGAUGAAAG